GCCCAGUCCCCCUCCCCGUUGCCUGCGCUAUAUGGAAUGACUUCUUGCGGUCAAACCUGUCUUAAAUCCUACUUAAGAAUGACGUCCCUCUGAACUAGUUUGUGUGAGUUUUUUCAGAGAUGCAUUGUGGGAGUGGUGGGCUUAGGCAGGGCAGCGGCUCGCCUAUAUAACCCGGCUUACCAGCAUCCCAAUAAAACCUGGCCAUCGUUUCCUCGGCGGACUCCUUGCGAUUAAUAUCAAACUACACUGUCUAAAAAUGGUGCUGGAUGUGGAAGAUACCGCUUAUUUGUUACAUAAUGCUGAACAAGAUGUUGAAACAGUGCAUGGUUCUGUCCAUGUCACCAUGUGUGGGACUCCCAGGGGGAGCAGGCCUGCGAUUCUGACAUACCACGAUAUUGGACUGAAUCAUAAAACAUGCUUCAACCCCCUCUUCAGUUGUGAAGAUAUGCAGGAGAUCACACAGCACUUUGCCGUCUGCCACGUGGAUGCCCCUGGGCAGCAUGAUGGGGCGGCCUCUUUCCCGGCUGGAUAUAUGUACCCUUCCAUGGACCAACUUGCUGAAAUGCUGCCUGGAAUCCUGAAGCAGUUUGGACUGAAAAGUGUGAUCGGAAUGGGAACUGGAGCUGGUGCCUAUAUAUUAACCAGAUUUGCUCUUAACCAUCCUGAUAUGGCAGAAGGGCUCGUUCUUAUUAACGUCAACCCCUGUGCUGAAGGCUGGAUGGACUGGGCCGCCACCAAGAUUUCCGGAUGGACUCAUGCCCUUCCAGAUUUGGUCAUUUCACAUCUUUUUGGCAAGGAAGAGAUUAAUAACAACCAGGAUUUGAUCACCAGCUACCGCCAGCACAUCAUCAAUGACAUGAAUCAAAACAACCUGCACCUUUUUGUCAACUCCUACAGCAGCCGAAGAGAUCUGGAAAUUGAGCGCCCAGUGCCUGGUGCAAAUGUUGUUACUCUAGAAUGCCCUUCCCUGUUGGUGGUUGGGGACAGCUCUCCUGCCGUUGACGCUGUGGUUGACUGCAAUGCUAAACUGGACCCAACAAAGACUACUCUCUUAAAGAUGGCUGACUGUGGUGGUCUUCCUCAAGUGUCCCAGCCUGCAAAACUUGCCGAAGCUUUCAAAUACUUUGUUCAGGGAAUGGGAUACAUGCCUUCCGCAAGCAUGACCAGGCUAAUGAGAUCCCGAACGGCUUCUGGUUCCAGCAUCGCCUCCUUAGAAGGAAGCAGGAGUAGAUCCCACACUGGCGAGGGAGUGAGAAGUAGAUCCCACACUGGAGAGGCAGUCCGCAGCAGGUCUCAUACCAGCGACGAUGCCCGGAACCGCUCUCACCCAGACACCCGCAUUGAGCUCACUCCCAAUUCAGCAAACAAUGCCGAACAAUCGAGCCCCAAGUCGAUGGAGGUUUCCUGUUAAGUGAAAGAAGCCGGAGUUGUAAUCGAGACCCAACUGCCACCCACUGUGCGUCAUGAUAUUUGAUAUUUAACCCAAAGCAUUUUCUGUAUCAUGGCUUUCUUCCCCUCCCAGAGUUCCACGGGGACCAAUAAAACAAACAUCUCAGUUGCUCUGUUUCCCUAACAGAGGUUGCUGCUAUUCUUUUCCUCCAACUAAUUGUACAUUUCUUUAAAAAUUUAUCCAGUGGGAAAGCUAACACUGGUGGCAGUCUUCAAAGCAGGUCCUAUAACUUUUUCUCAAAUUUGAAUUUAAAAAAAAAAAAAAAUGCCCCAUUAGUGUAGAAGCUUCCUUUGAAAAGGAUAAUGCCCGAUGGGAGACUUUUUGUCUUACAAAAUAAAAGUUCCAGCCUCCUGUCGAAUCUGGACUUACUCAGAUCUGUACAUAUUUAAAUAAUCGAAUGGUAUUGUAUAUUUUUGGCCUCUUGAGUCGUACGCGGGGCCAGUUUUUCCUACAUUAAAAUAGGGGGCACAGUGCAACUUCCAGGCAAACAAGAUCGUAAAAGCCUUUUAUUUCUUGCUACCUGACGACUUGUUGCAGCGCUCCCUCUUUUUUUAGAACUUUUGAAACUGCUUUUAUCUGCCUGACGGCAAGAUCCAAAUCACUGAGAAACCUACUUCUGUUCAAGGCUUUGUUCUUGCAUCUCGAAGGCAGCGGGAGAGCUAGUUGGCAUAAUGAUACCUCUUUGGGUAAUAGCACUUGGCAGUGAGGAACAGCAGGUGGGGGCGCUCUGGUUCCCUGCGGGGUGCGUUCUCUGAUCUCUCCCGCCUGAAUAAGGGGGGGGUUUUGGCCGUUGUUUACAGGAUUAUCUAAUGGAGCCUGACAGUAAAUAGGCUUAGAAUGGUGGAAAACUUGUAGGGUGGUUGAAGUACGGUGCGUUCAACUGCCACACUGAUUGGGCCUAAAAUAAAUCACUAUUAAAGUUUGCCUGCCGCUGGGCAAAAACGUGCCCCACAUAGUUUGUGGUAGAGAGAGAUGCAAGAUGGUGAUGCAUUUAAUGAUUGUAAAUGGAGAGGGAGAGGCUGAUUCUGCUAUCUUAAGGCUAUCUGAAGAACUAUAUUUUGGGAAGCCAUGGGCAACCCAGCCGAUUUCCAGCGUAGAUGGGCAUUCUAGAUUUCACACCCACACACUGGCUUUUUUAUCUCUUCGCUACAUCGCAAUUGUUAACAUAGCCUAAUGAUUUUCAGAUAUUGCUCAUGCAAAGCAUCCAGCUUCUCAACGCCUGAAUAUCAGAGGGGGGGGAGUCAUUCCAGAUAACUGAACUCUUGUAUCGGUGAAUUGCCUACUUUUUAAAAAAAAAAAAUGACAACUUGAAGAGUUUUCCUGGUGGUUUGUAAAAAGGAGCACAGACUUGUAAUUGAGAGGCUGAACUUGUCUAUUUCGGGAGAGUUUAUUAAAAGAAUUGUUUGUAUUUAUUUCAAAGAAAAAAUAAAUUUGUAACUUUGCAA
Molecule: messenger RNA, 2895 nt
Organism: Heteronotia binoei (common prickly gecko)
Lineage: Eukaryota; Metazoa; Chordata; Lepidosauria; Squamata; Gekkonidae
Gene: NDRG1
Product: N-myc downstream regulated 1
Exons: 14
Coding region: 257-1411 (384 amino acids)
Biological process (GO): signal transduction
Cellular component (GO): cytoplasm
Source: RefSeq, a predicted model, not a curated record